Messenger RNA from Strongylus vulgaris, 978 nucleotides. Lineage: Eukaryota; Metazoa; Nematoda; Chromadorea; Rhabditida; Strongylidae. The record is from the annotation of a GenBank genome assembly.
AUGCUUCCAGGUGUUCGUCAGCCAUCUGAGAACUCAAAAAAAGCGGCGAACAAUGACGAUUCUUUGGUAGGUCCCGCGAAUAUAAUCGCUGCUGAGAAGUUAAAAGGCCAAAUGGACAAUUUGCGCGGUGAAGUGAAAAACCAGCCAGACAAUUCCAGCCCUCAAGGCGAGCUGACGACGUCGCCUGCAUCUUCGCAACAGCAACCCUCUCCCAAUGAGGUAAUGGAAGCUGCAGCAGCAACUGCUGGUCCUGUUGUUCCUCUUAUGAAACCACAGAUCAUAGCCGAAGCAGCUCUGAACGAGGAAGGAGGCAAGGAUGACAAGGAUGCUACAACUCUGCAUGAUUCCAUUGUACAAAAGGCACAUAAAAGUGCUUUGACAAACUCAAAGGCCACCAGUCCAAAAAAGCGUGGAACAGCAGCAAUUCCUUUAAUUAUGCUCAACCAAUGUGCAAGAGAACCCACUAAAACCACGCUUCCUAACAAAAUGACUGUGAUUUCGCAUUCACAGGGUAUUCCGCCCACCACGCAGAUGCACUUGCCAAAACAGACUAUACUACCGCAAAGUCCUUUAACGCAAUCAACAUUGACCGCUCGAACAUUAUCUUCACCGCGUUCUCCUGGUACAACUGUUCCACUGCGACGCUUGCUGGAUACGAAAGGACAGAACAAGCCCAGCAUUGCCUUAUCAUUCUCUUCACAAAAUGCUUUAAACUCACCAACAAAGUCAAAACUAAGGAGCGAACAAAGUAAUUCCAGCUGUUCAUCGACUCUUUCCGAUGGAGCAACAACAGCUAUAGCUCAGUCGCCAAUUACAGCGGGGUUAACUUCAAUUAAUCGGCCAAGAAGCGUAGAAGAAGCUGCAAAUGGUGCAAUAGCAGCUAUGAAAGAGCCGUCACAAUCAAAGUAUCCGAACGAGAUUAUUAUUGCUACUGAAAAAGCGCUAAAAACAGCGUCACCAAUAUUGCCAAGGAAAUAA